AUGCAAGCUGCCUGGACGCAACUAUUCCCACCCAAGCCUACUUUUACCGAGGAUAAUGUUCCUUCACUAGAAGACAGAGUCUUCAUGGUGACGGGGGGAACUAAUGGCGUCGGCCUAGAGCUAGUCCAUAUGCUGUACUCCAAAGGAGGCACAGUCUAUCUUCCCGCCCGGUCCGCCACCAAAGCACAAAAGACUAUCGACACCAUCAAAACCGCAUACCCAGAGAGCACUGGCAGUCUCAAGACACUUCACAUCGAUCUUAACGAUCUUGCCUCCGUGGCAGCCUGUGCCUCUGCCUUUCUUGCGCAGGAGACGCGUCUCGACGUCUUGUGGAACAACGCGGGUAUUAGCGCUGCACCAUCACACGAAGUUACUGCCCAAGGAUAUGAGCCACAAAUGGGAAUAAACUGCUUGGCACCAUUCCUUCUCACAAAGCUCCUGCUCCCCGUCUUGAAGCAGACAGCUCGCAGGAACCCUGGUCCUUCGACUCGAGUCAUCUUCACAGGCUCAGGUGUAAUGGACAUGAUGGCCCCUCCUGGAGGCAUUUCGCUGGCCGAGCUUACUCCCGGCAAACAAUCCAAAGACCCAACACACAACUAUACCAUUUCCAAAACAGCAAACUGGUUUCUCGCCUCUGAAUUUGACCGGCGUGUGCGUUCAGAUGGUAUUAUCUGCAUUUGCCAGAACCCUGGAAACCUGUCAACCAAUAUCUGGGACCGCGUGCCGUGGCAUCUCAGAGUACCGAACAAAGUCUUUCUGCAUCCACCGAAGCGAGGAGCUUAUUCAGAACUCUGGGCUGGGGUCAGCACAGAUGUUAAGCUUGAGGAUGGUGGUAGGUAUGGCAUCCCUUGGGGAAGAUGGCACCCGAGCCCGAGGAAGGAUCUUGUCCAGAGCUUGAAGAUGAAAGAGGACGGUGAUAGUGGAAUUGCAGCGGACUUCUGGGAUUGGUGUGACCAACAGACAAAACAAUUUGUAUAA
Molecule: messenger RNA, 978 nt
Organism: Fusarium fujikuroi IMI 58289
Lineage: Eukaryota; Fungi; Ascomycota; Sordariomycetes; Hypocreales; Nectriaceae
Product: related to light induced alcohol dehydrogenase Bli-4
Exons: 1
Coding region: 1-978 (325 amino acids)
Source: RefSeq, a predicted model, not a curated record